Molecule: messenger RNA, 510 nt
Organism: Linum tenue
Lineage: Eukaryota; Viridiplantae; Streptophyta; Magnoliopsida; Malpighiales; Linaceae
Source: the annotation of a GenBank genome assembly
AUGGCUGCAAGUUUCGUUUCCAAGUUCUCUCGCGUGGGGCGAUCUCUGUUGGGGGGACUAAGCAACAACAUUUCAUCUGUAGCAGCCAGCAGCACAUCACCUGAACUCACUUCCAGCAGCAAUGCCCUGUACCAGCAACAUAGGACGUUCAUUCAAAUGAGGACGGUUCUCAAAGUUGCAGAUAACUCGGGUGCCAAAAAGGUGAUGUGUAUACAAGCGCUGAAGGGGAGGAAAGGUGCGAGGCUGGGGGACACAAUCGUGGCUUCGGUGAAAGAAGCAAUGCCGAAUGGCAAGGUGAAGAAAGGGAAGGUUGUGUAUGGAGUUGUUGUGCGGGCUGCCAUGCAGAAGGGGAGGUGUGAUGGAAGCGAGGUCAAGUUCGACGACAAUGCUGUGGUUUUGGUCGACAAGCAAGGUCAGCCUAUCGGUACCAGAGUUUUUGGUCCUGUGCCCCACGAGCUCAGGCGGAAGAAGCACGUCAAGAUCCUCACUCUUGCCGAGCAUAUUGCCUGA